Messenger RNA from Saccostrea cuccullata (small rock oyster), 961 nucleotides. RefSeq lists its product as uncharacterized. The coding region runs from base 281 to 904 and encodes 207 amino acids. The record is from RefSeq and is a predicted model, not a curated record. The transcript is spliced from 7 exons. Lineage: Eukaryota; Metazoa; Mollusca; Bivalvia; Ostreida; Ostreidae.
UGACAGUUUUUCGAUAAUAUAUUUAAUAUUUUGUGAUCACUUUGGAGUGUAUUCAACAUAAAUACAUGGAUUAGGUUUUUUUUUAAAUAAUCCAUCCUGUGUGUAAAUAUUACUGAAAUGAUACUUAUUUUGGAACUGCAAUAAUAGAUUUACAGGAAGGACCUGAUACAAUCAAACUUUAUAGAAAUGAUAAGAAAGUUUAUUCAAUGUUUCUCGUUUGGGAAACUGCAGUAUCGAAAUCUAUCUACAUUUGAAGAUUUGUGCGAGAAGUAUUUCAGUUAUGGCCAAAUUUGUUGAUGACAAUUACUGGGUAAAUCGUGCUCACGAAGAAGCUGUGGAAAACAGGAAAUUAAAGUACCAACAAGGAAAGGGGCCAUGUGUGAUGUUUGCUUUAGAUACGUCAGGAAGUAUGGCCGGAGAAGCUUUCCAGCAAAUGAAGACGGUUUUUAUUGACAUCAUAGAAGAGUAUGCAAAGGGACCCAUGGAUGAAACAGUGGCUGUUGUAACCUUUGGAGAGGAGGUUAGAUUUCGUCAUUAUUACUCCAACAACUACCAGUCACUGAAAAGAUGUCUGGAUGAUAUAGAAUGCCAGGGAGCUUCUCCCAUUCAGGCUGCCAUCACUCUCUCUCUCUCUGGAUUGCUCUUUGGCGGAGGAUAUACAACAAGGAUUGGCACAUUCCAAGUCGAGGCUAAGCUUGUGCUUAUCACUGAUGGGAAGCCCACAACUUCAAACAUGAUAGGAGGAAAGGAGGACGAAGAUUUCAUGGACCCAGUAGAGAAACUAAUUUCAGACAAGGAAAUCUUUAAUGAACCUUACUGGAGAUAUCGGACGAGGCAUUUCUUUAAAUUGCAUCCCCGUAGGAAAGGAUCCCGAUUUUUGUCUUUUGGGAUCGAUUGCGUAUGAGGAAAACUAAUACAACCCCAACAAGCCAGACAGUAUGGAAGAUACCAUCUUAACAUG